Messenger RNA from Parathielavia appendiculata, 1895 nucleotides. Its product is annotated as PLC-like phosphodiesterase. The record is from RefSeq and is a predicted model, not a curated record. Lineage: Eukaryota; Fungi; Ascomycota; Sordariomycetes; Sordariales; Chaetomiaceae. Gene Ontology annotation, molecular function: phosphatidylinositol-4,5-bisphosphate phospholipase C activity. The annotation marks the transcript as partial. The transcript is spliced from 2 exons. Gene Ontology annotation, biological process: phosphatidylinositol-mediated signaling; lipid metabolic process; release of sequestered calcium ion into cytosol.
CCGCCCAAUUCCAAUCUCCAAGCCGACUGGAAUCUCGGCGCGUACAAGUACCGCGAUGGCUGAUUCCACGUCGUCGGGGCUCUCAUCACGCCUAGCGAGACUUAACCCAUUCAAAAGCAAGGCAAAACGCGAAGAGGAUGAUGAGGACAUCGGUCAGGAAAUUGACGCUAAUACCCUGGCCGGCGGUGGCCACAGCGCGUUCCAAACCGACAUCACGCUGCACCGCUUGCGUGUCAGCGAGGCACUCAAAAGCUUCCUUUCCCACGAAGGGGUGUCGAGCGAGGGCGACACCGAAGGCCUGAGCGCCCUUCUCGAUAAGCCCAUGGUCUCGCCGCCGGCCCAUCUCAUUGACCGAUCGCACCCCUUGCCAGAGUACUUUGUUUCAUCUUCGCAUAAUACCUACCUGAUGGCCCAUCAACUCUACGGUACGUCGUCUGCUGCCGCGUAUGAGACCACCCUUAGGGCCGGGGCACGGUGCAUCGAGAUCGACGCCUGGGAUAAUCCGGAUGAUCCAAGGGAACCGAAAGUCACCCAUGGGUACACCUUGGUCUCAAACAUCCCCUUUCGAGCGGUCUGUGAGACAGUACGCGAUGUGGUUGAUCUCGAGGCCGCGGCCCCUCCUGUCCAGGGCUAUGCGCCAGCGCCAAUCCUUGUGUCACUGGAGAACCACUGCAACAGGGACGGGCAGAUACGUCUGAUCCAAAUCAUGAAGGAGGUAUGGGGCGACCGCUUGCUCAGCGAGCCGGUCCGCAAGAAGGGGCACGAAGAACAAGAGGGUGGAGAGCCGGUCACGCUCAAUGAUCUUGGCUCCAAAAUUGCCGUCAUUGUCGAGUACCAUCUCCCAGAGGAGGCAGAUGAUUCAAGCGACUCGUCCGACUCCAGCUCCUCCAGUGACUCGGACGAGGAGAAGCAGGCACGCAAGGAGUACAAGGCAAAGAAGAGAGCCACCUCGCCGCCCAUCAUCGUCCCGGAAUUGGCCCAACUUGGUGUCUAUGCGCAAUCGGUCAAGCCGCGCGAUACGUCUUGGUUUACAGAGGGGAAGAUUAAAGAUGGACCUCCUCGGCAUCACCUGGUCAACGUCUCUGAGUCCGGCUUGGCUCCGCACAUUACGGAGCAUGCGGUCAAGAUAGCGCAACAUAACGCCCGUCAUUUGAUGAGAGUGUUUCCAAAGGGCACCCGAAUUUCCUCGCAGAAUCUUUCGCCCAUACAAUUCUGGGCUGUUGGCGCCCAGAUCUGCGCCCUCAACUGGCAAACCUUUGGCGCGAGCAUGCAGCUCAACGACGCCCUCUUUGCCGGCACGGCGGGAUAUGUCCUCAAGCCGGCUGCCCUUCGCUCAGGCGGCAGCGGCGCCUCUUCGGCGCACGCUCGCCGCAGAAGCUUGCGACUCCGCGUCGCCGGAGCUACUGACAUUCCCCUCCCCGAGGGCCGCGAUGUUGACGAUGUCAAGCCAUACCUGACUUGCACGCUUCUCCAGCCCGGAACCGGGACUGACCCGAUCAAGGUCAAGCGGAAGACGGCACCAUACCACAAGAGGACGGCCUUGGCGCUGCCCUUUCUUGGCCUCGGCCGCGGUGAGCGCGAGAACCCUGAACAGACGGAGCCGGUGUGGGACGAGACGCUAGAGUGGGACUUUCUCGAUGAUGAGCUGGUGUUUGUGAGGAUGCUCCUCAAAAGCGACGACAGCUUCGCCAACAACCCCAUCCUGGCUGUCUCGGCUGUCCGGCUGCUUUAUGUUCAGCCAGGCUGGCGGUUCGUCCGCAUGCUGGAUCUCAGGGGUCACGAGACUCAAUGCUCGCUCUUGGUCAAGUUUGAUAUUCAGGAUGUCUAGGCAGAAUACUGAGCGAUCGUUGCUGCAAUAUAGCGUCCAUGGUUGAUGGACAACACGAAGCCUCCUG